GUGCUCAUGACUUAAUUUUGGUGUCGGUCCAGACAAGCAGAGCAAGCAGCAACAGCAGCAGCAGCAGUAAGCACAAACUCCGUUGUUAAAAACUUUUUUGAAGGAACCCGCUGCUUAGUUUCUUUUCACUUUUUUCUUUGUAAAAAAAACCGUAAUUCACACCAUGGCUGACAAGACCCAACAACCAGAGGUUCCCACCACCAUUGCCGACUCGAACGUCAUGUCCAAGUACAAGGACGCCGCCACUCUUGCUAACGGUGCUCUUGACAAGGUCAUUGCUCUUUGCGUUGACGGUGCCAAGAUUAUGGAUAUCUGCAUUGCUGGUGAUAAUGCUAUUGUCGAGGCCACCAAGGGCGUCUACACUAAGAAGAAGUUCUCCAAGGGUAUUGGUUUCCCCACCACCAUCUCGGUCAACAACUGCGUUGCCCACUUCUCGCCUCUCCCCAGUGAUCCUGAGGCUAGCACCGUUUUGAAGGAUGGUGACGUUGCCAAGAUUCAACUUGGUGUCCAGAUCGAUGGCUUCUGCUCGACCGUCGCUCACACGCUCGUUGUUGGCGCUUCCGCCGAAAAGCCCGUGACUGGUGAGAAAGCCGAUGUCAUUCAAGCUGCUCACACUGCCUUGGAAGCUGCUUGCCGCUUGAUCCGCCCUGGCAGCAAGAACAUGGAAGUCACCAAGGUCGUUGACGAGAUCUCCAACACAUUCAACACCAAGCCUGUAGAGGGUAUGUUGACCCACCAGCAGCUCAAGGACAAGACCGAUGGCAAGAAGCAGAUCAUCUUGAACCCUACCGAGGCACACAUGCGCGACUUUGAGCGCUGCACGUUCGAGGAGAACGAAGUCUACGCCGUCGACAUUUUGAUCUCGAGCGGUGAAGGCAAGGUCCGCCAACUCAAUGCCCGUACCACCGUCUACAAGAAGACCGACAGCCGCUACCAGCUCAAGAUGAACACCUCGCGCCAGGUCUUGCACGAAAUCAAGAACACUGCCGGCCAGUUCCCCUUCUCCCUCCGCCAGCUUUCGGACGAGCGCAAGUCGCGCAUGGGCAUCGUCGAGUGCGCCAAGCACCAGUGCGUCAUUCCCUACGAUGUUGUCUACGAGCGUGAGGGUGCCGUUGUUGCCCAGUUCUUGACCACCCUUUUGGUUACCAAGAACGGCAACGUCAUGGCAACCGACCCCAAGUUCAACCCUGCUGUGAUCAAGUCGGACAAGGCCAUCAAGGACGAGGAAAUCUUGAAGCUCUUGGCCACUCCCUUGAAGGAGCCCUCUGCCAACAAGAAGAAGGCUGAGAAGAAGUAAAAAAGAAAAAAAAGACCCGUUUGUUUAUAUCGUUGUUUCACGUAGACCCACUACCCUUUCUCCAUCUCUCUCUCUCUCUCUCUCUCGCAAAAAAUCGCAUUUGUAUGUUUGUAUCAUCAACAUUAGCAGCAUCAUCCAAAAAUAACAAUAAAAAACAUAGUCCAGCCAAGCCAGUGGGUUGCCGUCAAAUCGUGAUUGGCCUGGCGGUGUAACAUACGUGU
Molecule: messenger RNA, 1518 nt
Organism: Zychaea mexicana
Lineage: Eukaryota; Fungi; Mucoromycota; Mucoromycetes; Mucorales; Lichtheimiaceae
Product: peptidase M24, structural domain-containing protein
Exons: 5
Coding region: 164-1297 (377 amino acids)
Source: RefSeq, a predicted model, not a curated record